AUGGAGAAUUUUAUGAAAUACGGCGUUUUAAUCGGCUUCUCAUCUGGAAACUUUCGCCCAGGCGAUGUCCAGCUCGGACUUCUUUGCUAUUUCAUGAUCCCAUGCCACUUGCUCGUCGCAUAUAUUAUCGAACUUACGGCUGCAGGACAGGCACGAGCUGCCCAAGCGACACAGAAGAAGACAGACGAGAGCAAACCGGUCAAGCUACGGGUUAGAUGGAAACUUAUUGCGUUUGCACACGCCCUGAAUGCGACGCUAUGUUUGAGUGUUACUAGUGCCGCUGUUUAUUGGAACAUUGAUCACCCGUUAAUCGGAACAUUGUGUGAGCUGCACGCGGUCAUAGUAUGGCUUAAACUGCUCUCUUACGCCUUCACAAACCGUGACCUUCGAGAUUCGUACCUAGAAUCGCACCCGGUGCCCGAAAUUUACGCCUCUUGUCCAUAUCCUGAAAACAUCACACUUGGGAAUCUUACAUACUUCUGGUGGGCGCCGACGUUGGUGUAUCAACCUGUGUACCCCAGAUCUGCGAAUUUUAGGAUGGGAUUCUUCCUUAAGAGGUUUGGAGAGGUGAUUGGGUUGAGUAUGGCGAUUUGGUUUUUGACACAACAAUAUGCAGUACCAACACUACGAAAUUCGUUGAUUGCCAUGGAUAGAGUGAACCUGGCGCAUAUAUUUGAAAGGUUGAUGAAGUUGAGCACGAUAUCAACAGUAAUCUGGUUGUGUGGGUUCUUCGCGAUCUUCCAGAGUGGAUUGAAUGCUCUAGCUGAAGUUAUGAGAUUCGGAGACCGAGAGUUCUAUGCCGAUUGGUGGAACUCCGCCAGUCUCGGCGGGUACUGGCGAACAUGGAACCGUCCCGUUUAUCAAUUCAUGAAACGACACAUCUACGCUCCAUUGAGAGGGAGAGGAUGGCGUCACGGUCCAGCUAGUACGAUGGUAUUCUUGUUUUCGGCGGUACUACACGAAAUGCUUGUGGGAUUGCCAACGAAGAAUAUCAUCGGGGUGGCGUUUGCGGGGAUGUUGUUCCAGCUGCCGUUGAUUGCGGUUACUCUGCCGUUGGAGAAGAUGCAUGGGACAUCGGCUAGUACUGUGGGGAAUGCUAUAUUUUGGACGAGCUUUUGUCUUGUUGGACAACCAUUCGCGGCGCUUUGUUAUUUCUUUGCGUAUUCGUUACGGAAUCAGGAUAUAGCUCCGGCGAGCUAG
Messenger RNA from Orbilia oligospora ATCC 24927, 1200 nucleotides. RefSeq lists its product as uncharacterized. The record is from RefSeq and is a predicted model, not a curated record. Bases 1 to 1200 code for a protein of 399 amino acids. Gene Ontology annotation, biological process: triglyceride biosynthetic process. Gene Ontology annotation, molecular function: diacylglycerol O-acyltransferase activity. Gene Ontology annotation, cellular component: endoplasmic reticulum membrane. The transcript has 7 exons. Lineage: Eukaryota; Fungi; Ascomycota; Orbiliomycetes; Orbiliales; Orbiliaceae.